Molecule: messenger RNA, 3989 nt
Organism: Cladophialophora immunda
Lineage: Eukaryota; Fungi; Ascomycota; Eurotiomycetes; Chaetothyriales; Herpotrichiellaceae
Exons: 2
Coding region: 202-3558 (1118 amino acids)
Molecular function (GO): ATP binding; ATP hydrolysis activity
Source: RefSeq, a predicted model, not a curated record
GACCCCUCGUCGCUUCAGCGAUAUUCUUUUUUUGUUGUUUUGCGUCUCUCCCCUUAGAUUCCCUUUCCACUUCUUCUCGGGCUGCGGCGGCAUAGGGAGCGGCACCAUCAUCUGUCGACACUCGAGGGCUCUGUCUUUUUCUCUAUCCGCCUUCCUGAGACCUAGGAGUUCCGCCUUGCACGGAAUUUCGGGUGCAAAGUAAUGCCACAUUUCGACAGCCCUCCCCUGGCUCCCGCAAUGGCGACGACCAUCGUCCCUUCGAAGUCGAACUUUUCCGGAGUCGCUCCCACGCCUGAAGAAGUCAGCAGCAUUCUGAAGACCAUUGUCGACACCAAUUCUGCCCAGACUUCGCUGGAUGCCUCCUAUGCGCUCACAAGCCUCCUCGUUCAGUCCGUGGGAAUCCGAGGCUUACUCUCCUACAACCUUAUCCCAGAGAUCAAAAAGGCCGCUGCAGACAAGAAGAAUGGCGCCAAACGAGAAAGCGCCAUGUUCGUCCUCGGGGCCAUGUUCGAGCGGUUCCCUCGCGAGCAGCCGUUGAGCGAAGUGGUCUUCCUGGUUCAGGACGGUGGGCUCUUCAACCUGGUCCUUGAUGGGUUGGCCGACAAGGGUUCUUCUGUCCGCGAGUCGGCGCAAUAUGCUGUCGACGAACUGUUCAAGAACCUCGCGCCGGAGGCUAUGGUUAUAGGUCUCCUUCCAGCUUUGCAAACAUAUCUAUCCAAACCAACCGGAAAAUGGCAAGGCACGGUGGGCGCAUAUACUCUCCUCGGGAAAAUGGCCGACAAGGCCCAGAUGGGGACAGGCACGAAAGAGGAGGAACAAGCCAAAGAUGUUCUGCGGGAAUCCAUGGGUAAAACGCUCAAGGAGCUUAUUCCAAUCGUGGAGGGUGGCAUGCACGACCUCAAAGCCGAAGUCGCCAAAGCCGCUACCAAGACCAUGACCUCACUCACGACUUUACUGCAGAACGAUGAUGUGGCCCCCAGGAUACCGUUGCUUAUCGACACCAUGAAAAAUCCGUCCUCUCAGACGCUUCAGAAAGCCAUUCACGCCCUUUCCCAAACAACUUUCGUCGCAAUAGUCACUUCCCCUGUCCUCGCCCUUCUUACCCCUUUGCUGGAGCGAUCACUCAACACCCCAACCACAUCUCAAGAGGUUCUUCGCCAGACAGUGGUCGUUGUGGAGAAUUUGACCAAGCUCGUGCACGACCCAGUGGAAGCCAGAACCUUCCUGCCCAAGUUGCAGCCCGGCGUGCAGAGAGUUAAAGACAAUGCAUCACUCCCGGAAGUCCGGGAACUGGCUACCAGGGCCGUGAAUGUUAUGAAGAAGGCUAUGGGUGACGAUAAAGAUGGUGUGACUAAUGGCCAAAUUGCCAGAGCCACUACCGACGAUGUCCUCAAAGUCCUUGACAGUCAAAUUCGCGCACAAGGCGGUCUGCACAAGGAGGAUAUGCCGGUCUGGAAAUACGGACAGACCUAUGUCUCAGAGAUGGUCAGAGAAGAUGUCAAUGCUCGAGUUUUCUCCCGUAUUCCCUCUCGAGUCGGUCCAUAUCUCAAGUACAUGCUGCCAGACGAGCUUUGCACGGCCGUUGCGGAGGCUGUGCAGAAGCACUUCGUUGAGGACGACCACAAGAAAUUUGGCGCCCCUAUAGUGGAGGACCCGAAUGAGGUUGAGAUUGUCAAUGCAGAAUUCUCUCUCGCCUAUGGCGGCAUGCUAUUGCUCUCUCACACCAACCUACGACUUCUGAAAGGCCACCGCUACGGUCUCUGUGGCCGAAACGGCGCAGGCAAGUCCACAUUGAUGCGGAGCAUUGCCGAAGGGAAGUUGGAAGGCUUUCCUCCCAAGGAAGUCUUGAAGACAUGCUUUGUGGAACACAAUCAGGGUGAGGAUGCCGAUAUCAGCAUUCUUGAGUAUGUGUCCAAGGAUCCUGAGAUAGCCAAAGAAGGGCAAUCGCGGAUCUCAGAGGUUCUGAGCGAAGUUGGCUUUACAGCUGGCCCGGAAGGUCGACAAUCCCAUAAGGUGGGCUCUUUGUCCGGAGGCUGGAAGAUGAAACUAGCUUUGGCGAGAGCCAUGCUGAUGCGGGCUGAUGUUCUGUUGCUCGAUGAACCGACCAACCAUCUGGACGUGGCGAAUGUCAAGUGGCUCGAGGAGUAUCUCCAGAAGCACACAGAGAUUACUUCAUUGAUCGUCUCGCAUGACUCUGGCUUCCUCGACGCAGUAUGCACGGACAUUUACCACUACGAGAACAAAAAGUUGGUGCACUAUCCUGGCAAUCUUGCAGCAUUCGUCAAAGUCAAGCCUGAAGGCAAGAGUUAUUACACACUAUCCGCGACUCAGGUGCAAUUCAAAUUCCCCCCUCCGGGUAUUCUCAGUGGCGUCAAGUCCAACACUCGAUCCAUCAUCAGAAUGACGAACGUCAGCUAUACCUACCCUGGUGCAUCAAAGCCCAGUUUGACUGACGUUUCAUGCCAACUCAGUUUAUCAUCCCGGGUGGCCAUCAUUGGCGCCAACGGUGCCGGCAAAUCCACCCUGAUCAAGCUGUUGACGGGCGAAACCAUUCCUCAGUCGGGCAAGGUGGAAAAACAUCCCAAUCUGAGAAUUGGGUACAUCAAGCAGCAUGCUUUGGAACACGUUGAGAUGCAUUUGGAGAAAACACCAAACCAAUACCUGCAGUGGAGAUACGCCAAUGGAGAUGACCGAGAGGUGUUGAUGAAAGCUACGCGGCAGCUCACCGACGAUGACAAGGCACAGAUGGACAAAUGGAUCGACCUUGGAGAUGGCAAAGGUAGCAGACAGGUUGAAAACUUGAUCGGCCGACAAAAGUACAAGAAGACGUUCCAAUACGAGGUGAAAUGGCGAGGUAUGCUUCCGAAGUUCAACUCGCAGGUCUCGAGAGAGACGCUGCUGGAGUGGGGCUUCCAGAAGCUAGUUCAAGAGUUUGAUGAUCACGAAGCCUCCCGCGAAGGUCUCGGUUAUCGCAUCCUUGAACCCAAGGUGAUCGCAAAGCACUUUGAGGACGUUGGACUAGAUCCCGAGAUCGCCAAUCAUAACGAGAUCUCGGGUUUGAGUGGCGGCCAAAAGGUCAAGGUCGUGUUGGCCGGCGCCAUGUGGAACAACCCUCACUUGUUGGUCCUCGACGAACCGACCAACUUCUUGGAUCGGGAUUCCCUGGGUGGUUUGGCCGUGGCUAUCCGCGAUUACAAGGGCGGCGUUGUCAUGAUCAGCCACAACGAGGAGUUUGUUGGAGCGUUGUGUCCGGAACAGUGGCAUGUGGCCAAUGGAAAAGUGACACACAAAGGCCACCUUGCUAUUGACCUGAACCGGUUUGAGGACUCACGCCCAGGGUCUAGCAAUGUCAGUUCUUCGGCAGUCUCCAGCGCCACCGCUUCCGCCGUCAACUCGGGAGUUGAGGACAACAGCGAGAUGAAGUUCAAGGCGAAGAAGAAGAAGAAGAUGACAAGGGCCCAGUUGAAGGAGAGAGAGGUGAGAAGAAGGCUGAGACACAUUGAAUGGCUCAACAAGCCUCCCGGGACACCUCACCCACCUGAUUCAGAUGACGACUGAGAGUAGCAAGACGGACGGAAAUCAUAGCGUUGGCGUUCUUGCAUGCGACCUUUUUUGAACAUGAUAUGGGUAUGUAAGUGUUCACGUGCGAACAAUAGACGAUAGACUGGGCAUCUGGGAAGAACACGCUAUUAGACUCGGACUCGAUUGCCAUCUGGAAGUUGACUAGGAUUUUGUAUAUGUUGCGGGUUGGUUCCAGAAACGAUGGGUAGAUCACGUUGAUAGAGAUGAUGGCACCAAGAGAGGAUACCUCUUUAAUGAAUGAGGGAUUGAUCAUUAUUUCAUCAGGCUUGCUCAGACGCACAACGGGCCACAUGUUUGUGGAAUUGGUCUGGGCUUGUCCCACAGACCCCAAUCCGAAUAAUGACGUCGAAUUUGGUAUAGACGCCAUUAUUAAAUUGCAAUUUUUGACAUUCGAUCUAGACUUCAGC